AUGUCACCCAAUACAUUCAACAUCUCCUGCCUUUGCGGCGGCGUCUCGCAGCAGGUUCAGUCUGUCGUUGCUCACGGAGAGACUCUCAAGUUGUCCAUCAACCAUGGCGACGUUGAUCGACACGCCACAGGCAUUCUCUGCGCCUCUUACUACCCCAUUCAUGAACCUCAUCAAACGGAUGAUACGACUGCGUUUCAUGGCGUUGACGGGUGGACAAGAUACUUUUGCAGCACGUGCGGAUGCCAUGUCCUGAGACGCAGAGAUAUUGAUGGAGUGACUGUGUGGGAAGCAGCCACUGGCGUCCUACUGCAUAACACGGCCGACGACGUUGGCGCGGACGCGCGUUUUGCAAGGCACACCGGCGUUUCCGAUACCAAAGACGGCGGGAUCUCGAUAUGGCUGUCCGAGAUUGAUGGACAGCGGCUAGAAUCGACCACAACGCCGGUCACUCCAUCAUCACAGUCCACGACGAAGCUUCCUCCCACGCCAGCUGGCUUCUCAAAAGACUCUCUGCACGCCUCAUGCGCCUGUGGCAGGGUGAGCUACCACAUCACACGGCCAACCGAAGAAAGCUAUCUACCGCACUCCGGCUUCCCCGACCUACAAUAUGCUCAAGUCGAACAUUCCGCCGAGUUUAUGAAGAACCCCGACACCGUCAAGUGGUGGAUUCGAAGCAACGGCACAAAGUACUUGGCUGGAACCUGUGCUUGCCGGUCUUGCCGCCUCAUCUCCGGAUUUGAGGUUCAGACCUGGGCAUUCGUCCCCCGAUGCAACAUCUUCUUUCACAUCCCCGGACCAGACGACGGCCAGUCCGGAAUCCUCCCUCUCAACUUCGCAGACUUGCCCGCCGGGGUCGUGAAGACAUACGAAUCCUCACCUGGUGUCUUUCGUGAAUUCUGUGGUAACUGCGGUGCAACGAUAUUCUGGCGCGACAGUUGGCGACCAGAUGUCAUCGACGUCAGCGUAGGGCUUCUUCGGGCAGACGAGGGUGCGCGGGCCGAGACGUGGCUAGACUGGUGGACGGAGCGAUGCAGCUUCGAGGAAGAGACGGAAAGGGGUCGAUCAGGGGAGCCCGCGCGCAUUGCCAGGAGGCUCAUUGACGGCCUUGAACGAGGCUUGCGCUCAGGGGCCCAGUCAAAGUGA
This is a messenger RNA of Colletotrichum abscissum, 1143 nucleotides long. RefSeq names its product glutathione-dependent formaldehyde-activating enzyme. Bases 1 to 1143 code for a protein of 380 amino acids. The record is from RefSeq and is a predicted model, not a curated record. The transcript has a single exon. Lineage: Eukaryota; Fungi; Ascomycota; Sordariomycetes; Glomerellales; Glomerellaceae.